Linum trigynum is the source of this 8289-nucleotide messenger RNA. Lineage: Eukaryota; Viridiplantae; Streptophyta; Magnoliopsida; Malpighiales; Linaceae. The record is from the annotation of a GenBank genome assembly.
AUGCAAAGAAAAAGUGGACACAAAUCUAAAAUGAACAAUCACAACAAUCUAAACUUUUAGUUGAGAUUGUAUAAUGCAUCAUUUUUUGUGAUUGUUGGUGGGACAUGCACAAAACAAUACAUGCAUUGUUUUACAACUUAACACUUCCAAACAUUGUAUUGUACAUAAUACAUGUAUUUAACAAACACAACUCUAACAAUCACAACUUCCAAAUGAACUCUAAUUAAACUAAUCCCUGGUAAUUAGCUAGUCCGUAUUAGACAUAAUCUAUUGUUGGCUGAGAUCUAGGACCAUUGUUGCCGUGUGUCACACAUGCAAUGGAUGCAUAUAUAUAGGUGGCUAGAUAGAUGACAAAUUAGAGGAGGCAAAAUCUUGUUGGUUGAUCACACUAUAGAGUUGUUUGUUUGGUUGUUGUUGUUUGUUGUUUUGCUGCAAAUUAAACUAGAGAAUUAAGUACUAAUUAAACAAGAUUAGAGAGUUUGGUUUGGUAAAGUGAUGACAAUUUCUGAUAUGAUUCGUGGGAACCGGUCUGUUCCGAUCUAUUUGGGAAUGAGUAUUGCCCUAUCUGGCAGUUGUGUGGAGCGGGGUAUAGGUAUUGCUUCCGACCUGUCUCCCACGUUCCAUUCUGUUCGAUAAUGAUUUGCAUCAAUAUUUACAUGUAUUUCUCUACUUUUGAUCUUUCUAAUUAAAGUCGUAUUUUCAUCCCAAAGAGAUUUUAAGAUUCCAUCUUUCAACUAUUUGGACUCUAAGUAUUUCUUCUACUAUAUCUCUCAUUCAUUUAUGAAGUGGUUUCUCUAUAUUCUCUUGUAAAAGAGUUAACUAUCAACGUUCUUUUUUCAAAUAUAAUAUAUAAGAAUGAGUCUCCCUAUCUCGUACCUGCACGAUUAUUUCUUGAGCUGACCCACACCUAGUACUUGAUAGAUAUGGAUAAUGAGAUACUCACUCCACCUUGUCCAUUGCCAUCACUACUUUGGGUAACUAAGCAUCCAAUAUAAUCUAUCUUUGAUCAUUGUGGUUAAUAAGGAUUUGGUUUAUUGUGUAAGUGGAGGAGAGUUUCCUUUUGUAUAACCUAGCUAGACCAGUAUUUAAACCAAUACAAAGCUCAAAAUUGCAUGUCAAAUCUUCGGUAUUUGUACAUUUUUUUCUUUUCAAAAUGAACAUAUCUUGUAAUUUUUGUUUUGUUGAUGUCAGGUUUCUAACCUGAUCUGGAACUUCUAGUGAAACUUCGAACAAUGGAUGUCGUGUUUUACCAAUUCUCAAAGCAUAACUUAUAGAAUAGACACGUCGUCGGCCUAUUUGUUUAUUUGAAAAACUCUACAACAUUGAAUCCAACUACAUUAACUUAUAUCUCAACUAAAAAUACUAUAUGUUAGACUUCAAAUUUCUAUUUUGCUUAAGUAUCAUUACCCUAACUAAUAGCUUCUUUCUUGGUCGACAAACAACUCCCCUUUUUCUUGCUUCUUCUUUGCCCUCUCUCUCUUUUGGCCAUUAAAUAGGAAAGGUUAGGGUUCAUGAACCCACGCCCAUAUAAUCAAAGACAUCAGAGGGAACGUGUGGUCUCAAACUAUAUAUUUGAAUAUGAAUCUCUCAAUCUAUAUAUAUAUAUAUAUAUCAUCAAUUGAAUCGAAUUUGGGUAUCCUAGGAUUCGAUUUACUGCAUGGUGUGAUGAAAGCAGAGGACACGAGCAAACUAAAAGCAAAACCACACAACUGUGUCUGCAUACGUUGUCGUUUCACUUGGACUUUCUCUUAUAUUCCCAGCCGACAAGUCUCACAUUGAUUUGCAGCCGUUAAUUAGGUAAAAGCUCUCAUUAGUCGUACCCUUUUUUUAAUUAAUCUCAUAGAAUCCGAGGGAGGAAAGGAAUCCCUUCGAGUUUUGACUGAAAAUUGAAUCAUUAGAGCAAUGAAGAAAAUAAGCAAUAGUCCAUUAAUCCAUCUUUACUUUAUCGGCCCCGGGCAGUGUUGCGGCUGCCCCCAAAACUUCUUCUCACCGUAAUAGACACUAGGUCGCGACGAGUAUCUCAAUAUCGUAUAGGGUGAAAGUUGAUAGCUGGCUAUUUGAUUCAGUAGAGCAAUAUUAUACGAGUACUACACGAGUAAGAAACAUGCAUUAUCAAAACUUAAAAAAAUGAUGAGAAAAGGUGGCUUUGAUUCAAGAACACGAGUUGGUAGAUAUAUGGGCUCAAACGUAACCGUGGAUUGGUACCGAUAAAAAAAACCCGUGGAUUGGUUAGUUGUAGUUUGUGAUUUGAUUGGCUGAUCUUCUUGUUGAUUUUGUCUGAUUCACUUAGUUCUUAUGUUUUUCAAUGUUUUAUCCUCAUUGUUUUCGGAGAAUGUACCAUGUUGUUGACACCUAAAAUUGUUGUUGACACCUAAAAUUAAUAAUUUUAGGUGUCAAAUACGUGUUCUACUAAACAGACUGUAUAUUCAAUAACAAUUAAUACGGUCGUUUUUUGUUAUCUCGCAAACUUAUAUUUUUAUGAUUUAUUGUUUUAACUACAUGAAUCAUCAUAAUAUUUAUUGUUAUAUUUUAUCCACAAUAUCAUUCAAUUGUAAGAUUAUCGCUUAAAUAUAAGUGAAAGAAAGUUAUCGAAUUGACGAGUUUUCUGCCUGUCUAAUAAUUUUUGUAUAUUUUCUUCUCCUGAUUUAAUAACUCUCAAUUCUACCACUUCGAUUUAUCACUCCGACUAAAUCAGCAUAAUGAUCUCUUGUUAUCUCCAAUCAUCAAUAGUACCAUCUAUGGAAAUUACUAUCUCGUAACACGGCUUAUCUCUAACACCUAACCCUAAUUGUAAUUUGAUUCUUUUGAACUAUUAUCAAAGCCUUAAUCCGGGCAGCCGGGCAGCCCUAUGACUCCCCAGCCUUCCUUUUUAUAAUCCCCCACCAGCCACGAACAGUCCUAAUCUUCCUCCUCUUCUUCCUUUCCCACCAUUCCAACAAUCAAAUCUCCCCGCAUUUGAAAAUCUCCCUCUUCUCCUCCUUCUUCUUCUUCUUCUUCUUCUCCAUUAGGGUUUCCAAUCACUUCCCUUUCCCUCCUUUCUCUGGGGUUUUCCCCCUCUCAUCCAAAGUUUCCAUCUUUACCAUUUCUUCGAUCGAGAUUCAUUAGGGUUUAAAGGAAGCAGAACCCACUUCCUUCCAAUCAGAGUUUCUCGUACUUACCUUACAUAGAUAGACAAAACCCUUUUUUUGUUUCUCCCCAAAGAUUCCUUCUUCCUUAAACCCACAAAGAGAAACUCCCAGCCUCCCCUGUUUUCUCUCCUUUUUCCCCUGCCUCGUCCAAAAAUGGCUCCCGCUUGUAACACCAGGAGGAGAAGAAGAGUCAAAUCCAUCAGCACCAUCCCCAAACCGAAGCCAAGAACAACAACGGCAGCAGCAAAGAGAAGAUCAAAUUCCACUCGCAAAAUAAAGAUGGAGAAAGAAGCAGCUCGUUCAGCAACCGCCACUUCUUCUAGCUCCUCCUCUGCCUCUGAACACAUCAUUGAUGGAGGGUUCGAGGAGUCCAGCGUUAUCAUCAAUGGAGGGUUCGAUUCCAGCGACGUUGUUGUUGUUGGGAACGAAAGCAGCAUCAUUUGCUCGACACCAAAGGGGCAGAGGUUUAGGAUACCGAAGAUCGAUUCCUGCCCGCCGGCGCCAAGAAAGAAACAGAGAGACGAGGAUGACGACGAUGCUCUGUUUUCAUCUUCACAACGGUCCAAUUGUUCUUCGUUGCAGAGAAGGCCCAUAGCGUUCUUCGCCCCGCCUGAUCUCGAGCUCUUCUUCAUGUUCGCCCGCCGACACAUCUCAGUUUGAUUGGUUUAAUGUUAGUGUUGAAACUUUUUUUUUUUUUGUGUUUUUAUGUAAAUAGAGAAGUGGAUUGAUCUUUCUCUGUUUUCCAAUUGAACACUAAGCUAUAGUGUGAUGAUGGGAAAAGCAACAGAGUGGCCUUAGGAAAUGGUCACUACUCUCUUUAGAUUUUACCCUCAUCUGGGUAUUAUUAGUUUAACUUGUUUUGUUAGUUAAUUUAGUGUGCUUAGUAGUUUGGCUGACUCAGAGAGACAGGGGAAGAGAUAGUUUUGAAUAGAGAUGUGUUUGAAGCUUGUGAGGUUCAUUAAUGGUGUUGGUGUGAAUUUUUAUUUUACUGUUGUUUGAUCAGAUUCUGUGUCUCUCUGAUCUCUAUGCAUAUGUAAACCCGCUCUGUUUAUUUAUGAGUUCUUUCUUCAUCUUCAUCUUCAUCUACUUGGUUUCUGUGUUCAUCACAUGGUAAUCCCUCAAACUGACCCCUCCAAGUAAUUAAGCAUUCACCAUUGAGGGUAAUCACUCUUAGUAGAUGCCAAUAUUGUGUUAUAGAUGGGUAUUUAUCUCCUAAAUAUUUUGGUUUAUUUCUAUAGAACUUGAUCUAACUUGUAGGUUUUACUCGUCUGUUAACAUUCACUAUCGGAGCAAGUAAAGUUUUACUCGUUUAUUAUCAAGGUGUCACCAUUGAAGGAAGUCAACUUUACUAGUCUAUUAUCAAGGUAUACACAAUCAGAGGAAGUCGGCUUUUACUCUGAUAACGAUGCCUAUCAUCUAACACAUCAUAUUCAUUUAUUCCGGGUAAAAACCUAUCACAAAGGGAAAAAUAUUCUCUACAAAAAAGUAAUGUAGCAAAACCAUAUCAUACCGACUAGCGAUACCGAAGAUAUAAGAUCAUUUUUCUAUCAAUCUAUAAGGAAGUUGUUUCAUAAACUUACACCAUACUUUCAAAUUCUUGUUCUUAUCCUUAUCAAUUGAUAUCUCGAUCAUAUGAUUUCACAAAUAUUGUUUCUAUACAAUCAUGAGCAUCCAACCCUGUUCUAGCCCUUGACAUUAGAAGAAUGUCGAAUCUCUCUAUCCACCAAAACCGCGUUGAUAAUCAUCUCUUUUCCUUCCUCUUUCUGGUUAGCCAGCCAUGAGUACUAUAGAUUUGCUUUUCAUGGCAGAAAGUGAUAAAAAGUAGAAAGAGAGAAAGCAAGGCUGAGAAAUUCCUGAUGAGUGAUAGUGCCAGAGGGCCACCUGAAAUGGUGGAAUGGAAGGAUCAUCAUCAUCAUCCAAAGUGCUAAGGAAACAAUAUGGCCAGAGAGAGCAGAACAAAUGUCUGUAAUGGGCUCAAAAUGGAGCUAUAACUAAGAUGGAAAAGAAACUGAAUUCCAUCAGCUUUCUUUGUUAAACUUUUCUUCUUCCUUUUAUCCAUCGGCAUGUAAACAAAACAGCUUUUGCUAAUCUAUGUCAUGAUAGAGAAUAGAGAUGCGGAUUACAUCAACCAUCCUAAUAUGCCGAUCAAGUAAGGUAUCGCACGGAUUAAUAGUUGACAUAUUCGAAUUACAUUGAUCGAUAAUUACACUUGUUAGAUGUAUGAGGCGGCUCAAACUGUUGAAUAGUAUCCUAGCAAAAACAAAGUUAAGUAUUGGUUUACUUUAUUAACCUCAUAAUUGUUUGCGUCUCUCAUGAUGGAAGGAGAAGCUGAAGAAGUGGUGGGAGGGUGUCAGCUUGUCUCUACUCUCUAUUUACCCCUAGCAUGGAUAAGAGAAUCCAAUGAAGAAGAAGAAGAAAAAAGGGGAAAAUUUCACUCGUGCGGAUUGUGAUAAUCACUUGCCACUUGCUAUAAUUAUUUUUCACAGAUUCUCAGCGGUCAAAUUAUUGAUGAAACCAUUUAUCAUAUCUUGUGUGAAAUCUCCCUUAAGUUAUGGUUUGUAUUAUGAGAUGUUUUGAUCGAUCAUAAUAUGAUCAGGUGGUACAUGAAUGAUAUCAACAGAUCAAGAGUCAAACGCGUAUGCAAUCAAUCGUUAGUAUAGACAUGAAAGGGGGAAAAAUCGUGAAGAGUUUCAUAACUAGCUAGCAAAACGGGUUAAGUAUUGAAAAAUAUAUAUAUAUAUAUAUAGAUAACAAAAAAAGAAAACUCCCCCUACCAUCUUGUUUUACUUCUAAUAUUGUGUUGCCUCCUUUUUUAUAGAAAAGUGCAUAUACAUAUAUAAUGAAGUGCAAUUUGUGAACUGAAUGAUGAGAUGGAAUGAAAGGGUAGUGGCCUAAGCCUUUGCCUUUAUUCAAGUACGAAAGAAUAUAAAUGAUGACCAUGCAAAAAUAACAACUUUCUUAUAGCUCAUCAUGCAUGGGGUCGAUUGAUUGGUGGUAUUUGGAGUUACUUUUCCUCAUUCUCUGUGUGCAAUAUGAUUUAUUAUGUCAAUUUGCUCAUUUUUUUUUCCUAUUCGCUGCGCUUCGCGUCAAGCGAGCAAUGUGAAAGGUUACAUGUGAUUGUAAGAGAGAAUAAACCAAUAUGUAAGGAACACAAACUAAAAAAAUUGCAGGCCUAACUUCCAUCUAAUGAAAAAAGUAGCCGGUAAUAAAAUCAAUCACGGUAAGAAAUUCCACGAAUGCGAACAUCUAAGCAGCUGAACAAGAAUUGAGGAAACGCAUUCACAAUAAAUUGAAGUAAACAAUAAAAAAUGGACUCGAUGGCCAAUGAAUAGAUACAAAUUGGGGAACAACAAACAUAAAAGCAAACUUGAAAAUCCUUUUUAUAGAAUUUGAAUUGUUGAGACUUAUUUUUUUACAUAUAAUUGUUGAGACUUAUUACUGUGGUUCUCUUGUUAAGUCAAACAAAAAGAUAAAUGAUUAUGCAUCUAUUAAAUUCAAUAAACAAAAGGAUAAAGUUAGAAUUUACCCUGAAUUUUCAACUAAGACGGUAAAUAGAAGAGAAAUAGAGGAUAUGAAGAAAGAAAAAAAAAACAAAUGCAAAAGAAAAGAAAGAAGAACCUAGUAUCUGGUUUCAUUGAUUCCAAUGCCACUUAUGUUUUUUUAUGGGCAGUACGAGAUUUCAAUGUUAACUUUCUAUUCGACCCCGAUCAAGAAGGGAUGAGUACAAAUGUAUAACCAAAUACAAAAUUCGGUUUCAAUCUCGAGCGAGAGAGAUGAGUACAAAUGUAUAACCAAAUACGAAAUUCGGCCUCGAGCGAUUUCAUUGAUUCCAAUGCCACUUCACACUUUUCGAUUGUGUGAUAUUUCAUCGUAACCUUCUAUUCGACCCCGAGCGAGAGAGAUGAGUAAAAAAUGCAUAACAAAAUAUGAAAGUUGGUCUCGAGCUAUUUUAUUGGUUCUGAUGCCUCUUUCGGACUUUCGAUGGAGAGUGAGAUUUCAUCGUUAACAUUCUAAUCAACAUCGGGUGAGAGAUGAGAUAAAUGCACACCCAAAUACGAAUGUUGGUCUUGAGCUAUUUCAUUGGUUCUAAUUCCUCUUUUGACUUUUCGAUUGAGAGUGAGAGAGGUGAGUAAAAUGUAUAACCAAGUACAAAAGUUAGUAUCAAGCGAUUUUAUCAGUUUCGUCGUUUCGAGAGGUUAAGAAUACAAAAAUAAAUAGGAAAGUUAAUUGAUUUUAGCACAAAAAACAAUAUAUAAGGAAUUUAUGGAGAGAUUAAAGAGGGAGAGAAUCAAUUAAAAAUGAUAAAAGAAAAUAAAAGAAAAAGAGACCAAUAAUAACGUGUCAUAUGUCUCUCUUAGAAGAAUGCAGUUUCGAUCUCGAGCGAGAGAGAUUAGUACAAAUGUAUAACCAAAUAUGAAAUUCGGUCUCGAGCGAUUUCAUUAAUUCCAAUGCCACUUCGUGCUUUUUGAUUGUGUGAUAUUUCAUCGUUAACCUUCUAUUCGGCCUCGAGCAAGAGAGAUGAGUAAAAAAUACAUAACAAAAUACGAAAGUUUGUCUCGAGCUAUUUCAUUGGUUUUGUUGCCUCUUUCAACUUUCCGAUUGAGAGUGAGAUUUCUUCGUUAACUUUCUAAUCAACAUCGAGUGACAAAUGAGUAAAAAUGCAUACCCAAAUACGAAUGUUGGUCUUGAGCUAUUUCAUUGGUUCCGAUGCCUCUUUUGACUUUUCGAUUGAGAGUGAGAGAUGAGUAAAAAUGUAUAACCAAGUACGAAAGUCAGUCUCGAGCGAUUACAUCGGUUUCUAGAGGUUAAGAAUACAAAAAUAAAUAUGAAAGUUAAUCAAUUUUAGCAAAAAAAAAAACAAUAAUAUAAAAGGAAUUGAGGGAGAGAAUCAAUUAAAAAUUGUAAAAAAGAAAAGAAAAAGAGACCAAUAAAAAUGUGUCAUAUGUCUCUCUUAGAAGAAUGUCAUUAGAUUUAAGAUUAUUUACAAAAUAACCUCUUAACCCCCUGAUCUCGAAGGAAGCGGAGAAUUGGAGAGGAGGGAGAAUUGGAGGUGAAGGAAAAUUGUGAUUUUUGGAGGAAAGUGUGAAGGAAAAUGUGUAUAGGAAAUUGUGAUGGAUAUGUUAUUUUAUUGGGUAUAUAAUAGUAAAAUAAUUUAAUUAUA